Messenger RNA from Phaeoacremonium minimum UCRPA7, 2682 nucleotides. Its product is annotated as putative dna replication licensing factor mcm3 protein. Bases 1 to 2682 code for a protein of 893 amino acids. The transcript has 3 exons. The record is from RefSeq and is a predicted model, not a curated record. Gene Ontology annotation, cellular component: MCM complex; nucleus. NCBI's taxonomy places the organism in Eukaryota, Fungi, Ascomycota, Sordariomycetes, Togniniales, Togniniaceae. Gene Ontology annotation, biological process: double-strand break repair via break-induced replication; DNA replication; DNA strand elongation involved in DNA replication. Gene Ontology annotation, molecular function: single-stranded DNA binding; ATP binding; single-stranded DNA helicase activity.
AUGGAUUCUUUCAUGCUCCGUGAUGAGGCCACGCGCAUGCGUGUGCAGAGGGCAGAGCAGUUCCUUGAUCCUCAUGAUCAAAAUGUGCGAAGCUACAGAUCGGACAUCAUAUUGAUGCUCCAGAAGAAUCAGCGCCGUUUAGUCGUCAACAUCGAUCACGUUCGCGAACACGAUGCCGAGAUUGCAGAAGGUCUCCUCCUCGAGCCGUUCGACUAUUCUCUCGCUUUCAACCAUGCUCUCAAGGAGAUUGUCAAGACUAUCCCACAGGCUCACCCUGAUCAGACGGCUGAGGAUGUCAUGUACUACUGUGCCUGGGCUGGCAGCUUUGGUCUGCACUCCUGCAACCCGAGAACCUUGUCCUCUCAGCAUCUCAACCACAUGGUCUCGAUCGAGGGUAUUGUGACGAGAUGCUCCCUAAUUCGGCCGAAGGUGGUCAAGAGCGUACACUACAAUGAGAAGGAGAACAAGUUCCACUUCAGAGAGUACCGUGACGCGACGAUGACGACUGGCGUCACCACCUCCAGUGUUUAUCCGACAGAAGAUGACCAAGGCAACCCGCUCACAACCGAGUACGGAUGGUCUACUUAUAGAGAUCACCAGACUAUCUCGAUCCAAGAAAUGCCGGAGAGGGCACCUGCUGGCCAGCUACCUCGUGGUGUUGACGUGAUCCUGGACGACGACCUCGUAGACAAGGUCAAACCAGGUGAUCGUAUUCAGCUCGUUGGCAUGUACAAGACGCUCGGUAAUCGUAAUACCAAUCACAACAGCGCGCUGUUCAAGACAGUGAUCCUGGCCAACAAUAUUGUUCUGCUUUCAUCAAAGGCCGGAGGCGGUGUGGCAACUGCCACUAUCACAGACACCGAUCUUCGAAACAUCAACAAGGUUGCGAAGAAGAAGAACCUGUUCGAACUUCUCUCACAAUCCUUAGCCCCGAGUAUCUACGGACAUGACUACAUCAAGAAAGCAAUUCUUCUAAUGCUUCUUGGUGGUAUGGAGAAGAAUUUGGAGAACGGUACCCAUCUUCGUGGUGACAUCAACAUUCUAAUGGUCGGUGACCCAUCUACCGCCAAAUCCCAGCUCUUGCGCUUUGUCCUCAACACUGCUCCCCUAGCAAUUGCCACUACUGGCCGUGGGUCAUCUGGUGUCGGUCUGACUGCUGCCGUCACCUCUGACAAGGAGACGGGAGAGAGAAGACUUGAAGCUGGUGCCAUGGUUAUGGCUGACAGGGGCGUGGUGUGUAUUGACGAGUUCGACAAGAUGUCCGAUAUUGACAGAGUUGCGAUCCACGAAGUUAUGGAGCAACAGACUGUUACCAUUGCCAAGGCUGGUAUUCACACGUCGUUGAAUGCCCGUUGCAGCGUUGUCGCCGCUGCCAAUCCAAUCUUUGGGCAGUACGAUCCUCAUAAGGAUCCUCACAAGAACAUUGCUCUGCCGGAUUCUCUUCUGUCGCGUUUCGAUUUACUGUUCGUUGUUACAGACGACAUCGAGGACACUCGGGAUCGUCAAGUCUCGGAGCACGUUCUCCGAAUGCACAGGUAUCGCCGGCCGGGUACGGAGGAGGGUGCUCCGGUCCGUGAGAAUGCGCAACAAUCUCUCAGUGUUGGACAGCAAGCCCAGGGUGACUCCCAGAAGCCGACCGAAGUGUUCGAGAAAUUCGAUGCCAUGCUACACUCAGGCGUCACUACGACCUCUGGCCGUGGAGCCAACAAGAAGCACGAGGUCUUGAGCAUUGCCUUCAUGAAGAAGUAUAUCCAGUACGCCAAGACAAGAAUAAGACCAAUCCUCACUCAAGAGGCUUCCGAUCGUAUUGCAGAUAUCUACGUUGGCCUGAGAAAUGACGAGAUGGAGGGUAACCAGCGCAGGACAUCUCCUAUGACCGUCCGUACGCUUGAAACCCUUAUCCGUCUUGCAACAGCACAUGCGAAGUCUAGACUCUCCAACAGAGUGGAAGAGAGAGAUGCCGUUGCUGCAGAGGGCAUUCUUCGAUUCGCCUUGUUCAAGGAGAUUGUCGAAGAUGAGUCUCGCAAGAAGAGGAGAAAGACACGCCCGCUGGAGUCCGAUUCGUCCGAAGAGGAAAGCUCCAGCUCAGAGGAUGAUGACGAUGACAACUACCGCGGCAGCCGAGCACGGAAUGGAACCGCUCGAUCAUCUCGCCCAAUUGCACGAGCGAGAGGAGCCAAUGGCCGUCGUAAUGGCGCAAAUGGUGCCGCAGGAGGAAGCUCGAGGGCUUCACCCGAAGCUGAGGAGGAAGAGGAAGAAGAAGAUAUCUACAACGCCACCCCUCGGCGCUCGGGCCGAAGCGCUGGUGCAGGCACAAAUGGGCAGUCGAGUCAGCUAUCAUUUGCGUCAUCAGUACCAGCGUCUCAGCUAGAGUCACAAACUCAGGAAGACACCCAGGACGACGCAGACCUCGCUAGCGGCGCUGCUGGCCUGAGCCUGGAUGUUCCCAUCAGUGACGCGCGCCUAAACGCAUUCAGGACCACCCUUGGUCCGCUCCAGAACACUGAUCUCUUUGAGGAUGACGCUGCUGAUGUUGACGAGCUCAUCGCCGCUGUCAACAGGAAGCUUGGAUCCCGAAGCGGUGGUGCCUUCAGCAAGGAAGAGGCCAUCAAGGCUCUCACAAAGAUGACCGAGCUGAACCAGAUAAUGUACACUGAUGGAGAAUCUGUCUACAAGAUUUGA